Molecule: messenger RNA, 3904 nt
Organism: Callorhinchus milii (elephant shark)
Lineage: Eukaryota; Metazoa; Chordata; Chondrichthyes; Chimaeriformes; Callorhinchidae
Product: cadherin-2
Exons: 17
Coding region: 58-3516 (1152 amino acids)
Biological process (GO): adherens junction organization; homophilic cell-cell adhesion; cell morphogenesis
Cellular component (GO): adherens junction; plasma membrane; catenin complex
Molecular function (GO): calcium ion binding; cadherin binding
Source: RefSeq, a predicted model, not a curated record
GAGUGAGUGUGUCAGUCAGAAUUAGAGAGGUAAAGGGGGGGAGAGAGGGACUGGAACAUGUCUUGGACAAUAUCAAGGAGAGAAGUUGCCCUCUGGAUCUGUUUACUGAUGUGCUGCUGGCUUGGACAAUGUUGCAGGCCAAGAUUUUCCAAGGUCAGUUAUAAUGCCCUUGUCCCAGUGAACAUCUCCACAGGACAAUUUCUUCUAAUGGUGAAAUUUCACAACUGCGGGCAAAAUAUCCAGCUGUCGACCAGUGACAAAAGAUUUGUAAUCCAUCAUGACGGACCUGUGCGUGCAACCCGGCUUCAGACGAUCAGUUCAGUGUACAGGUUCCAAGUGAUUGCAAAGGACUUGAAGACUCGGGAGACAUUUGAAGCCCAUGUGAAUUUACACCCUUCAGAAAAUCAUUUGAUUCACCGAAAACACAAGAUUAUGAAAAGAAGCCCUGAAAUAAUCUAUUUUCCCAAAAAAAGCAUUUCCAGAUGGCAGAAAAGGGAGUGGAUCAUUCCUCCGCUUGACAUCAUGGAAAACGAGCUACCAAAUAAGAAUCCCAUUGCUAUUAUUAGGUCAGACUAUGAAGAUAAUGGAAUAAAGGUUACAUAUAAAAUUUCCGGAAAAGGUGUUACCGAGCAGCCAAUCGGUUUGUUUGUGAUAGAUCCGAUUACUGGUGAAUUAAAUGUAACCCAAAGCAUUGAUCGGGAGACAUACCCUAACUUCACAUUGAUAGGUGAAGCCUUUGAACUUCAUUCAAAUAGACAACUGGAACAGAAACUGGACCUUAUCAUUCGUAUCCUAGAUGCAAACGAUAACUCUCCAGAAUUUUCACUAGAAGUAAUGGAAUGCAGCAUUGCAGAAUUGAGUUCAGUUGGAACCAUCGUGCUACAACUCAACGCAACAGAUAAGGAUAUAGGUAAAAAUGCAAAGAUUGCCUACAAACUUCUGUCGGCAACCAAUUCAUUUUGGAUCCAACAAAGCGGAGCAGUCAAAGUUAACAUUGCAAAUCUUGAUCGAGAGACAAAAAACAUGUAUUCCAUAAUCGUCGAAGCCCGUGAUGAUGCUGGAAGUUCCAACGGAUUAACUUCAACGGCGACUGUUCACAUUAAGAUAACAGAUGUCAAUGACAACGUUCCUAAAUGUGAAAAAAAUGAGUUUGAACAAGAUGUGAUGGAAAAUCUACGCAUUGGUGAAGCGCUACGCAUCAAAGUAUUUGACCUUGAUCAAGAAUUCACUGAUAACUGGCUUGCAAAAUUCAUAAUUAUCAAAGGAAAUGAAAACGGAUACUUCCGAAUUGAUGUGGAUAACAAAACAAACGAAGGAAUUUUGGUCGUUCAAAAGGAAUUGGAUUAUGAAGAAAUGCAAGAAAUACAGCUGGUUGUGAAGCUUGUGAAUCAGGCAGCAUACCACAGCUCAGUUUCUACUGUUGAUCAAGCCAGCACCAUUACAGUAAAACUCCACGUGAAGGAUCAGAAGGAGGGCUUUAAAUUUAAGCCGAUAAGAUGGAUCGUGAACCGUACUGAAACUACAAAAACUACAACCUUCACCAAUGAAGUACUUGGAAAAUACGUAGCAGUGAGUGCUGACAGCGGGAAAGAAAGUAGUCAAACCACGUACGCAAAGCAUGUCGAUCAGGCUAACUGGGUAACUGUUAAUUCUGUUACCGGUGAGAUCACCCUUAUCAAGCCGCUUGAUCGGGAAUCAAAGUACGUAGUCGAUGGGAAGUACAUUGUGACAAUAUUGGCCAUAAAUCAUGAAAGCUCUAUUUCCACAACAUCCACUGGCACUAUCAUUUUGAAUGUCGAAGAUUCCAAUGAUAACGUUCCCAUCAUUCAAGAUUUAGAGCCAUGCAUAUGCGACAAGACCAAAAUGAUUAAAAUCACCGCUGUUGACAUCGAUCAGGUUCCAAACUCCGUUCCUUUCACAUUUCAGCUGGGAAAAGACCAAAUCAACAAGUGGAAGAUUGGACGCGCAGAUGCGACCAGCAUGCAGCUGAUUCCGUUAUUUGACUUGUGGCCCGGCAGCUUUGAUGUGCCAAUAAAAGUGCAAGACAGACAGGGGGCUGGCUCCAUGCAGAAUGUUCGGAUCAGAGUUGUCGAGUGUGAUGAUGCUCCUACCUACGGUGUCUGCGCAGCAAAGAGCGUGCAACGGUUUACUGCCCUCGGCGGUUCUGCAAUAGGUCUCAUGCUUCUCGGAUUCCUUCUGCUCCUGCUUAUCCCCAUGCUAUUACUAUUCUGCAAGUUCGGUAGUGAUCACUCGGGUAAAUUUGAACAAAUUCCCAGUGAACCUGUGUGGAACCUGCCAAUACAGGACGUGGAGGGACCAGAACCAGUGGACCCGGGUGAAUGUGGAAUCGGAUUAAUAAAUGGUUCCUGUGCAGUAAAUGGUUCCAGUGCAUACAUUGGUUCCAGUGCAUACAUUGGUUCCGGUGCAUACAUUGGUUCCGGUUUAUAUGGAGGAGGUGGUGGAGUUGGAGGAGGUGGUGGAGUUCUUGGUGGAGUUGGAGGAGGUGUUGGUGGAAGAGGAGGUGGUGGAGGAGGUUUUACAAUAACUGAAACUAGCAUCAUUGGUGAUAACCACAACCACAACCAUAGUGUCAUUUUUAUACCGGGAGGCCAUAAAGAUUCCAGCAGUCAAUGCAUUGGACAAACGAUUCAAAGUCAAGUUGGUUACCAGUCAACAAAAAUUGGAAGGAGUGAUAGAUACUGUGAAUCCUCCAUUGAAAAAUACUUUAACGAGAAGUUGUACGGCUCCGCGGCAAAGACGGAAGCCUUCGCACGCGACACUCUGCUGGUUUAUAAUUACGAAGGACUGGGCUCCCUGGCAGGCUCCAUCGACGACUUGCACGAGGGCGAGGUGCAAGAUUUAUCCUUCUUGGAUGAUUUAGGACCAAGUUUCAAGACCUUAGCCAGCAUCUGCACCGGUACGUUUGAGAGCGAAAUCUCGACAGUAAACACCAACACUGUGUCCGAAACCUCUGUCAUUCAAGAGGGAUGGAGUUCAUCUACUGCAGGGAAGAUGCACACCAAUGCAGACAUGCUGCAGCCAAUGCACAUAAAAGUAAUAACUCCCCCAAAGCAAGUUGUCGUGACCACGAGAAUUGAAUCCCCCAUGGAGAUCAUGCCACAGGUGAUCCAAGGGCCCGACGUGACCAAUCUCUUCAUCAAUAAGAAUGUUGUGAGCAAGUCGGUUCAUGCUUCCGGUCAGGAGUUCCACGGAAUGACCGGUCUGCCAGGGGCAGGCAUUGGCUACCAGGAGUUGGUGAGCCAGUCCACAUCUACUUUCCACCCGGGCGGGAUGCAAGAGGCUGCCAUCGUCGUCGAACCCCAGACCGUCGUCCAAAAAAAUGUCAUCCUGAACAGGUCGACCAAUUCUCCCAGGAGGGAGAUGCAGAGCGUGCAGUUUGGUACUGAGUCGGAAAACCAGAGCAACGUAAUGUUCACCAACAGAUCUGUGCAAUCUGGGGAAGUCUCACACAGCACAGUGACGAAAGUAGUGAAAACUGCCAGCCUGCUGCAGUAACAGCCCUCUGGUUCCACGUCCACACAAGUCAUCAUGCAAUCUCACUGGAAAAACACUACCGCUUUGGGGGAGGGGAAAGAAAAUAAGUGCACAAGCGAUCGUGAAGUGCAGGCAAUUUGGGAAAAAGGGGUCGGGGGAACAUGCACGCUUUUAGAAGCAAGAUCUUUUUUGUAUAUGUUUAUGUUCCAAUGUAUAUUUUGCGUUCCAGCUUAGGUUGGCAAGAACCAACACUUGGGGACUCCAGAGAGGGCAUUCUUUUGUACACUUCUUAUCGCUGAGUCAGUGACAAAUUAAGCAAGAUGUGUGUUCUAUUUUUGUUAAUAGUAAUUAAUGGUAAUUCAAGUUGAGGUACAGAUCAGCCAUGAUCUUAUAGAAUGGCAGAACAGGC